This is a messenger RNA of Priapulus caudatus, 2109 nucleotides long. Its product is annotated as cytochrome P450 2U1-like. Bases 48 to 1538 code for a protein of 496 amino acids. Lineage: Eukaryota; Metazoa; Priapulida; Priapulimorpha; Priapulimorphida; Priapulidae. Gene Ontology annotation, molecular function: oxidoreductase activity, acting on paired donors, with incorporation or reduction of molecular oxygen; monooxygenase activity; heme binding. The transcript is spliced from 2 exons. The record is from RefSeq and is a predicted model, not a curated record.
GUCUGUACUCAGUCCAGGCAAGUGCUCUCAACCGUAAGGCUCUAACGAUGGCUGUUGUAAGUGUGGCAACGUGGCUCGCGCCUAUGAACUUGGCUAUCGUGGCGGUAGCCCUGUUUCUUGGCUACUUUCUACUGAGACCAAACCGCUGGCGGGGUAACCCACCGCCCGGCCCCAGCGGGUGGCCCGUCGUCGGCAGCAUGUUCGAACUCGGCAACCGACCGGUGAUCUUUUUUAACAAGAUGUCGGAGCGAUACGGAAAUAUAUUCAGUUUGAACAUGGGCCAGAAGCGCGUAGUUGUUGUCAACAGCUACGAGACGUGGGCAGAGGCUAUCGUAGAGAAGGGGCACAUCUUUGCCGACCGGCCCGACCUAGCCUCUUUCAAGCUACAGGAAGCUGGGGACCAAAGUCGCGGUGUGGCAUUCACAAGAGCUUCGGAAAUACAACGCAAGAAAAUCAAAUUCGUUCGUGCGGCUUUUAAUCCGGCCAUUCCUGAAGUCGCCGAAAGGUUUUACACGAUUCUGUCGAGUGAAGUCGCGUUGCUAAUGCAGGACAUCGCCAAGGAAAAUGGUAAACCGUUCGACCCACAUCACGUGAUUGAGUUCUGUUACGUCAACAUCAUCGGAAUGUUGCUUUAUGGAAAAAUCUUUCAAGAAAGAAACGAGCAGUACAUGAAAUGGGCGGCUACGUUCGUUCGCAGGUUGGCGCUAGGAUCAUGUAUGCUUGUGGACUGGUUCCCAUCGCUCGCCUACAUUACCAGCGGUAAAGCCAAAGAAUUAAAAAGACUCGUACAAACGAUGAUGGACUGGCACAUGAAAUUACUCGAGGAACACCGACAGACGUUGAACGAGUCCAAUCCGCGCGAUUUUCUUGACUACCUGCUAAUCCAGCAGCAGAAGGGCAAGCUGAUGGUGUCUGACACCGACAUCUGUUGUGUGUUAGAUGAUUUACAGAGCAAUGGAUUUGAUACUGUCACUGCUAACACUAUCUGGGGCAUUCAGCUGCUUGUGCAGAAUCCAGACGUGCAGAAGAAGCUGCAGGCUGAGAUCGACGAGGUCGUCGGCAGCGGCAGGGCGCCGACGACGAAGGAUUUCCGCAACAUGCCCUACUUGGAGGCUACGCUUUGGGAGAUUCAGCGUGUAGCAAUAAUGGCCCCCAUACCUGGUGCACGUGGCACGUUGUCUGAUACCACCUUAGGAGGCUUUGAUAUACCCAAGGACACAGUUCUAAUGGCCAACCACGCCAAGAUGGCUAUGAAUCCUAUCAAUUUCCCACAGCCGCAGAAGUUUGACCCGUCUAGGUAUCUGGAUGAGAAUGGAGUCGUCGUGGCACCGGAUAAAAAGAUGAUGCUGUUUGGCAACGGCUUCCGAAUAUGUCCCGGCAUGCAAUUCGCUCGUGGCAUGAUGUUUACUGUCAUGGCGAACCUGCUGCAGCGUUUCACAUUUCAGCUACCAGAGGGCGUCACAGCUUUUCCUGUCGGUAGAACCGAUGGACUUGUGCAGUAUCCAGUUUCUUAUAAGAUCACAGCUAUCCCUCGAUAAACGCCUCGGCAGUGAAGGAAGAAAACAGAGUAACGAAUAUUGGUGUUGGUUAACAUAGUCAAACGACACAGUUUCCUUAGCAAACCUCAAUUCUAUUGUUCUUGUUAUCAUGUAUAGGUCGUGUUUUAAAAUGUAAAAUUAUAAAAUUAUGAUCCCUAUUAUCUACUUCUGAUUCUAUUGUUCUUGGAAUCAUUUAUAUUUUAUGUUUUCAAAUAAGAAAUUAUUAUUCAUUAAACAUUCGUUGAUAUCUUUCGAAGCGGCUCAAGUUUAAUCCUAUUCCUUUGUUGUUGUUCGAAACAAGCAAAAAAUCUUUGCGAUAACUGUAUGUAUUACAUUAUAAUUUUCCAAGUAUUGUUGUAGAUUAUAUUACAAAUAAUAUAAAAAAUCAUAAAAAAAUGUUAUGUAUUUAUAUCAUGAUUUGCCACAUGUCUAACGGAAGGAAAUCAAACGACAUUCUUGAAUAAUGAGUCCAGAAUAUCUUUGGAAUUUUGUACAAUGAUCAUUAGACAAGUCUUGCAAAAUUCACUCCAUCGUAAAAUAAACAGUAUUUUUUAUUUUCUUAUUUACCGUU